This is a messenger RNA of Cololabis saira (Pacific saury), 4590 nucleotides long. Its product is annotated as serine/threonine-protein kinase WNK4-like. The coding region runs from base 155 to 4198 and encodes 1347 amino acids. The record is from RefSeq and is a predicted model, not a curated record. Gene Ontology annotation, biological process: negative regulation of sodium ion transport; renal sodium ion absorption; monoatomic ion homeostasis. Gene Ontology annotation, cellular component: cytosol; cytoplasm. The transcript has 22 exons. Gene Ontology annotation, molecular function: potassium channel inhibitor activity; ATP binding; protein serine/threonine kinase activity. NCBI's taxonomy places the organism in Eukaryota, Metazoa, Chordata, Actinopteri, Beloniformes, Belonidae.
UGCCUGCUCGCAGCUGAUAGAGCCGCGCAUGCGCAGUAGCCCCCCAGCUGAUAGAGCAGCUGAGCAAGAAACUAGAGGUCUGGGUGAACCAGGACCAGACCUGAAGUUCUGAGCACUCCGCCCACUCUGAUGUCACAGCCCCAGGGGGAGGAGCAUGACGUCCGCCGGUGAACGCAUCGACAAGAAAACGCCUGAAGAAGAAGAAGACGAUAAUGGGCUUCCUCUCGUCGCCAUGACGACCGCACAGGAGGUGGCAGAGAAACCGCCCCCCGGCCACGACAUCAACUGGGAGGCGUUACCGUGGCGACCGCGGGAGGGGCCUGAGCCUGAGCCUGAGCCGGAGGGGGCGGAGCCUGAGCCGGAGGAGGAGGAGGAGGAGAUGGAGGCCGUGGCCUCGUCGCCCGACGGACGAUUCCUCAAGUUCAGCACGGAGAUCGGGAGAGGAUCGUUCAAGACCGUCUACAAAGGUCUGGACACGGAGACCACGCUGGAGGUGGCCUGGUGUGAGCUGCAGACCCACCGGCUGAACAAGGAGGAGCGCCAGCGCUUCGUGGAGGAGGUGGAGAUGCUGAAGAAGCUGCAACAUCCCAACAUCGUCCGGUUCUUCGACUCCUGGAAGUCGACGCUGAAGAACCAGCGGGUUACGAUUCUGGUGACGGAGCUGAUGACGUCAGGGACCCUGAAGACGUACCUGCGUCGGUUCCGGCAGAUGAAGCUGAAGCUGCUCCAGUGCUGGAGUCUGCAGAUCCUGAAGGGUCUUCACAUCCUGCACCGAGACCUGAAGUGUGACAACAUCUUCAUCACCGGGCCGACGGCGUCGGUGAAGAUCGGAGACCUGGGCCUGGCCACGCUCAAGAAGAACUCCUUCGCCAAGAGUGUUAUAGGGACCCCGGAGUUCAUGGCUCCAGAGAUGUACGAGGAGAAGUACGACGAGGCCGUGGACGUCUACGCCUUCGGGAUGUGCAUGUUGGAGAUGGCGACGUCCGAGUAUCCGUAUGCCGAGUGUCGCAGCGCCGCUCAGAUCUACCGCAAGGUCACCAGUGGAACAAAACCCGACAGCUUCUUCAAGGUCAAGGUUCCCGAGCUGAAGGACGUGAUCGAGGGCUGUAUCCGGACCCGGAGCAGCGAGAGGUUCUCGGUCCAGGACCUGCUGGACCACCGGUUCUUCCAGGAGCGGACGGGCGUGUACGUGGAGCUAGCGGAGGAGGACGACGGCUCGGCGGCGCUAAAGCUCUGGCUACGAGUCGACGACCAGAAGAAGCUCCGCGGAAAAUACAAGGACAACAACGCCAUCGAGUUCCUGUUCGAGCUGUACAAGGACGUCCCGGAGGAGGUGGCCCAGGAGAUGGUGGUGCUGGGGUUCGUUUGCGAGGCCGACUACAAGGUGAUAGCUCGAGCGGUGCGGGAUCGCGUCUCCACCAUCAAGGCGGAGCGGGAGCGGCGCCGCCGCCUGCAGGAGGCGGGGCUUACCGGCGGCGCGGAGGAGGAGGCGGAGCCCCAGCAGCUCCGGGCGGCCAAUCAGAGACCAGCGGCCGGUCGGACCGAGUCUCCGGCCUGGACGACAGCCACGCCCACCAAGCCGGCCACGCCCACCACCACACAAACCACGCCCACCACUCCAGCCACGCCCACCACCACACAAGCCCCGCCCACCACCACACAAGCCCCGCCCACCACCACUCCAGCCAUGCCCACCACCACACAAGCCCCGCCCACUACUCCAGCCCCACCCACCACCACACAAGCCCCGCCCACCACCACACAAGCCCCGCCCACUACUCCAGCCCCACCCACCACCACACAAGCCCCGCCCACCACACAAGCCCCGCCCACCACCACACAAGCCACGCCCACCACCACACAAGCCCCGCCCACCACUCCAGCCCCGCCCACCACUCCAGCCCCGCCCACCACCACACAAGCACCGCCCACCACACAAGCACCGCCCACCACUCCAGCCCCGCCCACCACCACACAAGCACCGCCCACCACACAAGCCCCGCCCACCACCACACAAGCCCUGCCCACCACCACACAAGCCCUGCCCACCACUCCGACCACGCCCACCACCACUAAAGCCCCGCCCACUACUCCAGUCACGCCCACCAAACAAGCCCCGCCCAUCACACAAGCCACGCCCACCACGCCUGGAGCCUCGAUGACAUCACUGGCUUCGGUGACAUCACUGCCAUCAAUGACAUCACUGCCAUCGAUGACAUCACUGCCAUCGAUGACAUCACUGCCAUCGAUGACAUCACUGGCGUCGGUGACAUCACUGGCGUCGGUGGAUUCUGGGAUCAGCAGCGUCUCCAGCAGGACGGAGGGAGACGAGGACGAGACGGACCUGAACUACAACAACUCCGACUGCGAGCCUGAAGCCACGCCUCCUCCGGUCCCUGAGGCUCCGCCCCCUCCGGCCCGGGCCCCGCCCUCCAAAGCCCCGCCCUUCCCCGUGCUGCGUUUCCCCAAGAGCAUCGCCGUUUCCCAGAGUUCCGAGCGGCCGCCGCCGGAGUCGUCCUCUGGGUUCUGCUCACCUGUGGACAGCUGUUCAUCCGACCUGACGUCGGGUUUGAGUGACGGCACCGACGGCCAAUCAGAGAAGAGCAGCCGGGCGGAGCGGGAGGCCAAGCAGUUCAGGAGGAGAGUCCGGGCCCGGCUGGGGAUCAUCGGGGUCUCGGACUCGGUGGACCGCGUGGCCGAGUGUCAGCUGCAGACGCACAACAACAAGAUGGUGACCUUCAAGUUCGACCUGGACGGAGACAACCCGGAGGACAUCGCCGCGGUGAUGCUCCACAGGGACUUCCUGCUUCGGUCGGAGCGCGACGGCUUCAUCCUCCGCAUGCAUGACAUCAUCAAGAGGGCGGAGUCCAUGAUGCACCAGCAGCGUCCUGCUAACGCCGCCGCGGCGCCGCACCUGCCCGGCCCCCAGUCCGAUCCGCCGACGACAACAACGAGCCUGAGAGGAAACGAGUCGUCGUUCUCGUUACCUGAUAUUGACUCCACCCCCCUGAAGGACGGGGCCUUCACCAUCGACCCGGAGGCCACGCCCCCCGCCAGGCCGCUGGGGUCGCAGUCCUUCCAGGCAUCCUCAGCUUCCUGGUUCCAGCCCCCCCUCUACCCUGGCCACGCCCCCAUGCCCCACUCCCCUCCUCCCCCCCUUUUAGGCCACGCCCCCAUGCCCCAGUGGCCCCUCCCCCCCCAGUGGCCCCCCUUCCCCUCCGACCAGCCUCUCUUCUCCCUAGCUAACGUGCUAUCGGUAGCCAUGAGCGUCGCCCAGUCCCUGCUGCCGCCGCCGUUCCGGGGUCCCCUGGGAUUCCAGGAUGCAGGACCUGGACCGCCCCUGUCAUCCCAGGGUGCAGGGUCACCCCAGGGUGCAGGGCCCCCCCCACCCCUGGGACCCGGGACCCGCCCCUUCUACACCCCCCCACCUGGCCCGGAGAGGGGCGGGGCCAACGUCCGGGCUGGACACGCCCCCCAGGUUCCUCCUCCGGUGUCCUCGUCCCCGAGUCCAAAAGAGAACAAACAAACCGUCUUCACCGUCGGCCGUUUCCAGGUGACGCCCCGCCCCCUGGACCAGGCCACGCCCACCGCCCGCCCCCUGGACCAGGCCACGCCCACCGCCCGGUCCCCGCCCCCUCCCCUCAGGGAGGACCAAUCAGAGAGCAGCAGCAGCACGGAGGAGGCGGCGGCGGCGGCUAGGCUAACAGGCAGCCAAUCGGAGAGCAGCAACGCUGCGACGCCGACCCCCGGUUACCAUGACGACGCCCCGGAGAGGAGGGAGGGGGCGGGGCGGAGGCUGAGCCAAUCACGGAGCAGCCGCUCCGCCGCCUACAGCUCCGACGAAUCGGAGCGCGAGGAGAAGUGGGCGGAGCUUCAGGAGCUGCGGGACAGACACCUGCUGGAGGUGCAGGAGCUGCAGGCCAAUCAGAAGCGAGAGCUGGAGCAGCUGUACCGGAGGAAGGGGAAGACUCCGCCCCCCACCAUCGUGCCGCCGGCGGCCAUGUUGAACCAUCGACCGCGCCGCGGCAGCGGCUGCCCCGCCCCUCGCCGGAGCAGCCUGCAGAGACCGGAGGCUCCGCCCACCGCAGGUGAGGCUCCGCCCACCACAGGCAUCAUGAGGACCAGCGGCAGCAGCAGCGGGUCCCAGGACCGGGUCCUGAAGGGGGUCACCUUCGCCUCGGGACACAGCUGGGGGUGAGGAACCAGCUGAUUAAGAUGAGGAUGAAGAUGAGCUGACACCUACAGAUGACGUCACACAGGGGGAGGAGCUUCUGCCCGCUGGGGGCGUGGCCGGACAUCGAGGGGGCGGAGCUCCGGCUGAAAUCUUCUCUGCUCUGAUUGGCUGAUCAGACUGUCCUGCCUUAUUUAACUUAUUGAUUUGAAUGUAUUUAACUUAUUGAUUUGAAUGUAUUUAACUUAUUGAUUUGAAUGUAUUUAACUUAUUGAUUUGAAUGUUUAUCUAGUUUUUUAAGAUGUUUGACGCUUCAUUUGACAUGAAAGUGAGUUUGUGUUCAGAGAUUUUAACGUGAAACUGAUGUGAGUUUUACUAAUAAAAGUUAAAAACAAUCCUGAGACUUUGUUAUUGAUCUA